Babesia sp. Xinjiang is the source of this 1020-nucleotide messenger RNA. RefSeq names its product putative tRNA (cytidine(32)/guanosine(34)-2'-O)-methyltransferase 1. NCBI's taxonomy places the organism in Eukaryota, Apicomplexa, Aconoidasida, Piroplasmida, Babesiidae. The transcript has a single exon. Gene Ontology annotation, biological process: tRNA methylation; cytoplasmic translation. The coding region runs from base 1 to 1020 and encodes 339 amino acids. Gene Ontology annotation, cellular component: cytoplasm. The record is from RefSeq and is a predicted model, not a curated record. Gene Ontology annotation, molecular function: tRNA methyltransferase activity.
AUGGCCCACACCACCAAGGAAAACAGGGAUGUCUAUUAUCGCAAGGCUAAGGAAGAUGGAUACCGUGCUAGAAGCGCCUACAAACUAAUACAAAUAUUCCAGGCGUAUGGAAUAUUUCAUCCGAUCGCAAGGCUAGAGCAAGUAACGGAACUUCUACGGAAGACGAAGUGCGAGGCUUGCUGCCCACACGACGACCUCAAAGACGUCCGUAAGUUCGACAUAUGCGAGCCAAGGGCUGAAAUAUACCAUUGCUCAAACCUCCCUCGCAUCAGAAAUGUAGUAGAUCUAUGCGCUGCGCCCGGUAGUUGGACGCAGUGUAUCAGGGAUUAUGUCUAUAAUGAAUAUUUUGUCUACAAAGAUGUUGCCAAGGCGCUUGGCAAAGAAAACCCUAUUUGCAUCAAACUUAAAGAAAGUUGUAUGCUAAAACCCGUUAUUAUAGCUGUGGAUUUGCAAGAUAUGGCACCAGUAAAGGGUGUCGAAAUUCUAAAAGGAGACAUCACCAACGAAAAGGUCAUGGAAAAUAUCAAGGAACUGUUUGUCAAAAAUGUGAGCAAACGGUUGCUAGAGUCCGCACAAAAUAAUCCUGAACUUGCGGAUAGCAGCCUAGCUCAAAUCAUCACUUGUGACGGUGCCCCCGAUGUCAGCGGGGUACAUGAGACUGAUGCGUACGUCCAGUCAUGUCUAAUCCGUGCAGCUAUCAGUGUGUGCUCAUCCAUACUGGAUCCAAACGGUCUGUUUGUAUGUAAAGCAUUCUGUAGUGAUAGUGACGCGCCGAUAUAUAGGCAUGUCAACAUUUUUUUCGACGACUUCAGCAUACACAAACCCGCAGCAUCUAGGUUCACAAGUGCAGAGUGCUUCGUAAUUGCACGGGGAUUCAAACCCAUGGGACGAAUUACGAGGGGGUUGAACGGAUUUGUUCACACCGAAGUGCCCCCAGACGUCAAACACGAAGCAAAAUGGCUAAUACCACUGAUGUGCUGUGGUGACCUGGGGGGAUACGACAAAGCAGUAAACAGCUGA